Saccostrea cuccullata (small rock oyster) is the source of this 1371-nucleotide messenger RNA. Its product is annotated as caspase-3-like. The record is from RefSeq and is a predicted model, not a curated record. Gene Ontology annotation, molecular function: cysteine-type endopeptidase activity. The transcript is spliced from 7 exons. Lineage: Eukaryota; Metazoa; Mollusca; Bivalvia; Ostreida; Ostreidae. Bases 58 to 1266 code for a protein of 402 amino acids. Gene Ontology annotation, biological process: proteolysis.
AAAGCAGACAAACCGACUGAUUUAAAAGUGCAGCUUUAAUCAACAUACUGAAACAAAAUGGCAGCUGACAAGAUUCCACCGGAAGCAAGAGAUCUCCAUAACAAACUAAUCACCGAUCUUCAUGAUUUCAUUAACUCUCAGGUAGAUGCUCACGAUUUCGAAAAGGUAAAACAUCGCUUAAAGUUGAAAUUACCUCCCUACGCAAUAAUGAACUGCAACAAUGUACUGGACAUCGUGGAGAAAUUACAGAAAAGAGGACUCGUGAAGCCCGGGCAUUAUGAUGAUUUCAUUAAACUCAUUGAAUGUAUAGACGUUACUUGGGUUGAUGAGAUCAAAGAAAAAGCUGAGGAGAUAAAAAAUAUAAUCACCGAGGCAAACAGACCCCAGGUAGCUGAGAUGACAAAGGAAAACGAAAAGUUGGAUAGUAAAAAACGAAAAUUAGAAGAGAAUGACCAAGAACCUCAGAUUGAAAGUCAGGAUGGACCAACCCAGAAAAAAGGAGCACAUUCAUCAAAAAAAAGAAGAUAUACGAAAGGUGAAAAUCAAAAGGGACUUGCUCUGAUUCUUCAUUACACGAAAGGAAGAGAGGGCACAGAAGCUGAUUUAAGAAAUAUUCAGAACUUUUUUGAGAAGACGUUAAACUUUGAAUGUCAUGUGGAACAUGACACAACAAAACAAGAUUUGAUGGAGUUCCUGGAAGAAACAGCGGGACUAUUCAACAACAGACGUAAAGCAGCCGACUAUUAUUGUCUUCUAGUCUUCAUAAUGAGUCACGGAAACGAGGAGGGAAUUUUUACACAUGACGAGCAAACCAUAUCGCUUGACGAAAUCGUAGCUUAUUUCAAAAAUGACAAAUUAAAAUAUUUUGCAGGGAAACCUAAGUGUUUUUUUGUACAGGCCUGUCGCGGGAAAUCUCCUCAGGGUACGGUGGAUUUGUCUGAUGAUAAGGAGGAAGUUAUGAUAGAUCAAGUGGUAGGAAAGGUCUCGAUACCAACAGAUGCUGAUCUUCUGAUGGCUUACGCUACCACACCAGGCUAUUAUGCUUGGCGGAGGCCACAUCUAGGUUCCUGGUUUUUCCACAACGUGAUACAGAUUUUUAAGGACAACUAUCUGGAGGAACAUUUGGAAGACAUGCUAAUUGACGUGAAGGAGGCCCUGGCGUACGACCCUCAGUGGCAGACCAAUGCCGGCCACAAGCAAAUGCCGUGUACGUGGUCCACGCUGACCAAACGGUUCUACCUGGCACCGGGUCAGAGUCCCGAAUAACGACAGUACUCCAAAGCAAUUGCCAUAAAAACAAUGAUGUGUACUAAUGGACUAGUUAGUGUAUGCAUUUUUAAAGUGAACUGAAAUAAAUUUUAACAUACAAUA